Messenger RNA from Tauraco erythrolophus (red-crested turaco), 977 nucleotides. The record is from RefSeq and is a predicted model, not a curated record. NCBI's taxonomy places the organism in Eukaryota, Metazoa, Chordata, Aves, Musophagiformes, Musophagidae.
AUGACCACCAUCCUGUCAGGGAAGGAGAGAGAAGUGCAGCUGUUCCAGGAACAGAUCCGAGUGCUGGUACAGCAGAGAGAAGCGCAUCUCAGUACUUUCGAUCAGGUUAUUAAGGCCAUAGCAGAGAAAAACCAGACCACGGAAUCCCAGCAAGAACAGAUCCAGGAGCUGGAGAAGCAGCAAGAAAAGCAAAGGAUUGCUGCCAGUAAAAUGAGCCAGGAGCUGGAAGAAAGGGAGCGGGAGAUCAGAUCCCAGCAAGGACUGAUAGCAGAGCUGGAGAAGCAGCAAGAGUUGCAGAGGACUGCUCUCAGCAAGAUGAGCAAAGAGCUGGAGGAGAGGGACCGGGAGAUCAGAUCCCAGCAAGAACAGAUAAGGGAUCUGGAGCACGUGAAAGAAAGCGGAAGUGUGAGGGAAAAAAAGGUAGAGCUUGUGUCUCUGACUCGGCGGAUCCAAGAACUGGAAGUGUUCCUUCGAGAGCAGAAGGAGUUAGAAGGUAAGCGGGCCAAGAGUCUAGAGCAGGAUCUAGACAAAAUGAGCCAACUGUUGAAAGAGAACCAUUUGGAGUUCCUCAAGCAGACAGAGCAAAUGAACAUGCUCCAGGUUCGUGAGGAAAGCCUGAAUGUAGCACUAACAUCGUGCCAGAAGCAAGUGAAGGUGCUUGAGGAAAUGGUGAAGAAGAGAGAGGAAGACUAUGUGACUCUCAUGCAAAAACUCCAGUGCCAAGAACAAGAACUGAAGACCUUGGAGAAUGUCCAGCUUAGGCUGAGGGAUAAGACUGAUGAGGUUAGACAGCACCGAGAGCAAGAGAAGCUCCUGGAAGAAGCCUUGCGUGAUGAGAGGGAACAAAAGACCAAGGCUCAAGGUGAGCAACAAGAGUUAGAAGAGGAAAUAAGAGGUCUUCGGGAAGCUCUCCAGCAUGUUCUGCAGACUCUGACAAAGAAAGAUGAAGAGAUCAAGUACCAGAGGGACAGAAUCAG